This is a messenger RNA of Ostreococcus lucimarinus CCE9901, 1218 nucleotides long. RefSeq lists its product with no specific name. The annotation marks the transcript as partial. Gene Ontology annotation, molecular function: S-methyl-5-thioribose kinase activity. Lineage: Eukaryota; Viridiplantae; Chlorophyta; Mamiellophyceae; Mamiellales; Bathycoccaceae. The transcript has a single exon. The record is from RefSeq and is a predicted model, not a curated record.
GGAUUCAUCGCACUUAAUUGCGAAACCGUACUCGAUUACGCAGCGUCAAAGGAAAACGUUGCCAAAGUUUUGGGAGGCGCCUCGACGCGCGCGUCGUGGUCGGCGAAAGAAAUCGGUGACGGUAACAUCAACUUUGUCUACAUCGUCACCGGUGCGUCUGCAAAUAAAUCCGUCAUCGUGAAGCAAGGUUUGCCAUUCGUACGCUGUGUUGGCGAAAGUUGGCCCCUCACGCAGGAGCGCGUUCGAUAUGAAGCCGAGGCGCUCAUUCAAGCGCACAAAUUUUGCCCCGAGCACGUCCCGGAAGUGUACGUGUACGACGCUACGAUGGCAACUAUCGUCAUGCGAUACCUAGAACCACCGCACAUCAUCCUCCGAGGCGGUAUUAUUGAAGGUAAAGUGUACCCAAAGUUGGCCGAACACGUCGGCGAAUACUUGGCGACGACACUCUACAAGUCGUCCGCGUUGGCCGUCGGCGGUGCCGAACUUCGACGCGCACGUCAAGCUUUCGGGCAAAACGAGGAUAUGUGCGAGCUCACUGAACAAGUCAUCUUCACCGAACCGUACGGUAAGGCUGAUAACAAUCAUUGGACGACGCCACAGCUCGACGACAUCGUCGGCGAGAUUCAAUCCGACGCCGCACUCAAGCGCGCCAUCAACGCGCUGAAGGAAAAAUUUAUGACUGAAGCGCAAGCGCUGCUGCACGGCGACUUGCACACCGGCUCUUUGAUGUGCACGGAGACGACAACAUUCGCGAUCGACAACGAGUUCGCGUUUUAUGGGCCGAUGGGAUUCGACAUUGGCGCAUUUUUAGCAAACCUACUGUUAGCCUACUUCUCUCAAAACGGUUGGGCGAAGUGCAACGGAGAAGAUCGCGGCGCACAACGCGACUGGCUCUUGAGCGCUUUUGCGUCUACGUGGGGUAUAUUCGAAAAACGUUUCUUAGAACAGUGGAACGAACAAGGAGUGCGCGACGACUGUGGUGGUUUGUCGCCCGCAAUUUUGUACGGUAAAGAUGUGAAGAGCGGCGCGAGCGCUCUCGAGGAACAUCAACGCACGUUCAUGCGAAAGAUAUGGGCCGAUACUCUCGGUUUCGCGGGUGCUAAAAUGAUUCGUCGCAUCAUCGGCAUCGCGCACGUCGCUGAUUUGGAUAAGAUACCAGACGCCAACGUACGCGCCCAGUGCGAACGCGCGGCGUUAAAGUGCGGUCGCGAGCUCAUG